AUGACCAAACCAGUUUUCGUUGUGAACCAAGAACGAUUUCUGUCCAAAAGCUUCUCCUUUUUUCUCUUCUCGUCGCUGCCCGACAUCACCGGCUUCCACCACAACCAUGUCUUCUCUUCAUUUCAACCUCCAUCCACUCCCUCCAUCUUCAUCUCCACUACUCACCACCACCAACAACAUUUCUUCCUUCUCCCCCACUUCCCUCUCCAUCUUCUACAACAACCACCACCACCUUCUUCGCUUCAAUCUCAUCGGGAUUUGAAGCCGCAGAAUUUGCUUCUCGAUCAACAGCAAGGGAUUUUGAAGAUUGCUGAUCUUGGUCUUGGGAGGGCUUUUACCGUCCCGCUUAAGAGUUAUACUCAUGAGAUUGUUACUCUUUGGUAUAGAGCUCCUGAAGUUUUGCUUGGAUCUACUACCUACUCUACUAGAGUUGAUAUCUGGUCUGUUGGAUGUAUCUUUGGUACGUCAUUCUCUCGAUUUCAAUUCUUUUUUCUACUUCUUCUUGUUGUUGCUGCUAAUUUACCAUAA
Messenger RNA from Vicia faba (fava bean), 528 nucleotides. The record is from the annotation of a GenBank genome assembly. Lineage: Eukaryota; Viridiplantae; Streptophyta; Magnoliopsida; Fabales; Fabaceae.